Messenger RNA from Ornithodoros turicata, 4820 nucleotides. It is a transcript of the gene Cont, whose product is annotated as contactin-like. Gene Ontology annotation, biological process: cell-cell adhesion. Lineage: Eukaryota; Metazoa; Arthropoda; Arachnida; Ixodida; Argasidae. The transcript has 24 exons. The record is from RefSeq and is a predicted model, not a curated record. Bases 114 to 3758 code for a protein of 1214 amino acids. Gene Ontology annotation, molecular function: protein binding.
AUUUGAACUGGGCGAGGAGGUGAGGUGUGGUCGUGAGUCUUGAGCGCGUCACCAAUACUUGAAAAUAGUCAUCCGGGAGUAUGUUUGUGCACUAAAUUACUGCAAGAACAGCCAUGUAUUGGUGGCUGCUAGCAUUCUUCCUUGGUGGUCUUCUGCAAACUGGUGUCUGCCAAGAGUGUCCAAGGGGAUGGGAGGACUAUGACAGCUCGUGUUACAAAUUCAACCGUUCUCCAUUGCGGACACGUGAUGAAGCCAGAGAAGCAUGUCAGGCCUACAACUGUGACUUGAUAUCAAUUAACACAUUUGAAGAACACCGCUAUGUAGUGGAGUGGCUGCGAGUGCAUGAUCCUCAACACCGAAGGUGGUUUACGAGCGGCUUUGAAACCUCAGAAAAUGUAUGGGCCUGGGAGGGUGACGGUACUGCAUUCAGCAACAUUGAGUCGCUGUGGCUUCCCCAGCAAGAAAUUUCGUUCUGGAAAUACGUCUCCUACAACUUUUCAGAGGAAUACAACCGUUGGGGUCUGCAUAGGGUACCACCAGGAGACAGCCUAGCCUUCAUCUGUGAGAUUCCAAAGGAACGCCUCCAUGACGUGUACCUUCAGGAACGGCCUAUAGACUAUGGUUACGAGGUGCAAGACUGGAAACACAUUCCGCAAGGCCCUCGCAUUACUCUGGAACCUAAAAAUGUAAUGUUCGAUGUCAGUGGGCGAAUUCGGCAGAACGAAAUAUCCCUGCGAUGCGUAGCGAGUGGGUAUCCUCCUCCGACGUACAAGUGGUUCAAGGAGGAACGCCAAAAUGAUGCCAGCUUUGACAAAUACAUCGAUCCCCUAUCCAAUGGACGUUACACACAGACGGACGGAACGCUCACCAUUCACCGUCCAGACAUGGAGAUCGACCGUGGCAAGUACCACUGCACAGCAGAAAACAAAUUUGGAACAGUGUUGUCUCGGCCUGCUGAACUCAGCUUUGAUAACAUCGGAGAAUUCAACAAACACAGAGCAGGAGACAGUGGCAAAGAAUACUGGGGCAAAUCAGUGUCGUGCGAUCCUCCCCAGCUACCCGCAAAUGUGCACUUCUUCUGGGUGCGGAACUCGUUCCCAAACUUUGUGGAACAGAGCCGCAGGGUGUUUGUGUCCAGUGACGGAAACAUGUAUUUCUCUUCCCUGGAGAAGAUUGACAAUGCCUACUAUUCGUGCAACGUGCAGAGUGUCAUAUCCUCGACUGGACAGAGUGGGCCAUUCUUCUCUCUCGCUGUGGAUCCUGCCUCUAGUGGACAAAAGCUGCAAUUCCCAAACAACUUUCCAAAGGCCUUCCCAGAAGCACCACUCGCCGGAAGCGACGUCCGACUGGAAUGCGUUGCCUAUGGAUACCCGGUGCCUUUCUACAAUUGGACACGCCUAGGAGGUCCAAUGCCUGAAGGAGCCAGAGUGGAGAGUUACGGCCACGUGUUGUUGCUGCCCAGUAUUCGUAUUGAGGACAUGGGCGACUAUGUUUGCACCGCGUCAACCGGAGAAGACGCAAUCCGGAAAACAGUUACGCUCAGUGUACAAGCUUCCCCGGAGUUCACCAUCGAGCUUGAGAACCAAGUGUUGGAUGAAGAUUCGAAGUUCAUGUGGACCUGCGAAGCCUUUGGAAUUCCCGAGGUCACCUAUUCAUGGUACAAAGACGGGAAACCCUUGCACGGUAACGAGACGCUGGACCGACGUCAACGUUACAAGGUGUAUAAUAACGUCCUCCACAUCGACGGCCUUGUACGAGGAAUAGAUGAAGGCAUGUACCAGUGCCGUGCGUCCAACAGUUUGGGCAUUGCUUACACCACAGCUCAACUCCGCAUGCUCACCUUGAAGCCCCACUUUCAGAAGUAUCCCUUAGAGAGUGAGAUAUUUGCUGCCGAGGAUGGCAACAUCACAAUACCUUGUCGGCCUGAAGCGGCACCGGUACCAGAGUACACGUGGCGCCGUGACGGGUACAAUGUCCCAACGGGUGGACGCAUUCAGAUCAUGGGAAACGGCUUUCUGCGCAUCCAACCUGUACGACCAGAAGACGAAGGAAACUACACAUGUACGGCAAAGAACUCGCUUGGUGCUGAUUCCAGCCAUGGACGCCUGGUUGUUCUUCCACCACCAAGGAACCUGGAAGCACCACCACCAAAAGUGGUGGCAAUCGUGCGAACGAUGCAAGAACUGCCGUGCCAAGCAUUGGCUCCACAUGCGUUAGACAUGGCUUACAUCUGGUUGCACAAUGACUUGCGAAUCUACUUUGACAAGCAGCCACAGUACAUGGUGGGUCGGAUGCCGGGAUACCUGCUGAUUCCAAACGUGACAUUUGCUGAAGCAGGGCGGUACACAUGCAUUGCAAAGACAUCCGUGGGAAGAGUCUACACCUACACUGAACUUCUCGUUGUUGGUCCACCUGGUGUUCCCGGUGCAGUGUUGGCCAGUAACAUCAACGCAACAUCAGGGAUAGUCGAGUGGGCAGAUGGCACGAAUCAUGGCUUCCCCAUCACUAGCUAUGCCAUCCAGGGUCGCACAGAUCACAAUUGCACCUGGCGGGAACUGUGCAACGUGACCUAUGCGGUGGAGAGUCGAGAGACCCCAGGACGACGUCAAGUUCAGCUCGGGGAGGUGUUGAGCCCUUGGAGUAAAUACGAGUUCCGUGUGUUGGCAGCCAAUGCAUUGGGUGUGGGAGAGCCAUCAGAUCCGAGUCCCCAGUACAACACGGCCAUUCACUGGCCUCUUGUUGUUCCGCACAAUAUUGGUGGUGGUGGAGGCAAAGCAGGAUCACUCACGAUUUCCUGGACGCCUCUUCAUCCGGAAGAAUGGAAUGCACCCGAGGUCUGGUAUCGUAUCUACUAUCGUCCCGCCUGGGAACGCGGAGAACCUCGCAAGAAAGACCUACGGAAGUUGGGCAACAUUGGCCUCUAUGUGGUGCCUGUUGGGGAAGAGAACUACUAUUCUCCAUAUGAGAUACAAGUUCAAGCCGUAAACCUGGCGGGAGACGGUCCCAUCUCGGACCCAGUGGAGAUUUACUCCGCCGAGGGCAUGCCACAGGUACAGCCAUCCGGAGUAUACGCCGUGCCCUUCAACUCCACCUCUCUCAACGUCACCUGGACGCCUCUUGACAUCACCCGAGAGAAGAUUCGCGGACGUCUUAUUGGACACAGGAUAAAGUACUGGAAGAAUGAUGAAAAUGCAGAAACUGAGGCCCUGAUACUCCUGAAGCGAGGCAUCGAGAAUUGGGGUCUCAUCGUGGGCCUCCAACCCAACACGGAGUACAGGGUUGCCGUGAUGGCGUACAACGAUGCUGGGUCGGGACCCGAGAGCGAGUACUUUGUAGCGAAGACAUUUAGGGCGGCCCCGUUGCGACCUCCAACGAGCGUCAAGGUCAAAGCCCUCUCUGACACCAGCGUCAAGGUUACCUGGCGAGGAGUCUUGCCCACCAUUGAAGAGGAGUCCAUACAGGGCUACAAGGUACGAUACUGGGAGUCCGAUCAAGACCUUACGUCUGCAAAAGAAGUAUACAGGCCGCUGGAUGGUGGGGAUCUCGAAGCAGUCGUUUCUGGACUUGUCCCAGGAAAAGUCUAUAAGCUUCGUGUUCUGGCUUGGAGCUUUGGCGGCGAUGGGAAAAUGUCUUCUCCACCUUGGGAGUUCAAAGUUGGGGAAGGUGUUGCCUCGGCAUACAGCGGUGCCGGUUCCACCGUCACCGUGGAGAUCCUGGGCUUGCUGGUGUGCCUAGUCCUGGUAGCACUAAGAAGGUGAAGGUGUCUAUCACCAGGCAUCUAGAGCAUCUUCACAGCUGUGGUACAUGACUUGUAGUAUGGGCUAGGCCUAGUCUGUCACCACUUCCCGAUUCGAUCCCGGUCUGCAAUCCGCACAACCGUACCACACCUACAUGCUCUGAUCCGUCCAACAGUGGUACGUUCCCUCCGUGGAUUGCAGAUUUCGGCUGCACAUGGUGCAACGCUGGUGCAACGCAUUCCAUAUCAAAAACACACUUUGUUUACACGCGUCUGAAACACUGCUGCAUAUAUUGGCAGCUCAUCUCAUUUUGAUAGGAUGUUAUCUCACCAUUCUCAGAAGGUCAUGGAUGGUAUAAUGGCACUUAAAGAAAGUCCGGAAAAAAGACUGAACUCUGUAAAUGACUUUAAUUGCGUAGCCGUUACAUUACCCGUACAAUCUGUGAUCUGACCUUAUUCCGUGUCAGAUUUCACACAGUGUGACCUCGGUUUGCUUUUAACCAAAUUCCAUCUUAAGCUCCAUAUUCUUGUACAAGGUACAAAUCAACUGGAACAAGGCUGGUGGUUUGGAAAAACCACCACAGACUAUCUCAAAGACUUCAUCCUACUUUGACCACUUGAUCAUCCUAGUUUCAUUCAUACUAAGGAUUUGUUACCUGCUGCUCAUCCUACAGCAGUCCUUCUGUAUAGCAGAAUCUCCCCGCAGAGGGAGGGUAUUGACACUCCAGAAUCUCUACUUAACACUGCCAUUGGUAUUUUGUUGAACGUAAACAGUGUAUAACUAAAUUUGGAGCAAUACUCCCGGUGGGUUGCUUGUAGUCUUGAUUCUGUUGUGCUAGGGAGGCCGCUUGUGAUCUGGAUGUUGCUUAGAUACCUUUUGCUUGUUACGCAGUUGUAAGCGGCAUCCACAUACAUUCCAUAUCGCGCUGUUGUACAUAUACUUUACAGUGCAAAACUUUCAUCCUUGUGAUCUGUAAUGUUUCGUUUAUACACUCUUUACCCCGUAUGUAGCCCAUAUUUUUAUACAGAUACACUCAGAGAUGUACUAUAUUGAAAAGCAAGCAAUUAAAGGAUGCCACUGUUA